UGCGCGCGGCGGCGGCGCGGGCGCGUGCCCUAGGUCGACGCGUGCGUCCGGGGGCCGGGCCGGGCCGGGCGACUGUCGGGAGCGCGCCGGCCCGCCCGCCCGCCUGCCUGCCUGCGGCCCCUCCUGGUCUCGGCCCCCGCCGCGGGCUCUGAAGGCUGCCUCCCGCGCCGGCAGGGCUGCCCGGACGAGCCUUAUGACCUUGAGCAAUGCCUUUAAUUCUGUUGAGGAGGAGUGAAUGAUACAAUGCAUUUAAAGUGCUUAGUAACACUGCUGACACAUAGUAAAUGCCCUUUGCUUUUGUAAUACUGAAGAUGGUCACAACUAAAGCAAGGAGUUGGGAGUAGACAAGAGUGGCCACAGAUGAGUGUGGGAAGAAGACCUGCUUGAGAUGUGGUGGUUUCAGCAAGGACUCAGUUUUCUUCCUUCAGCCCUUGUAAUUUGGACAGCUGCUGCUUUCAUAUUUUCCUACAUUACUGCCAUAGUACUCCAUCACGUUGAUCCUGUUUUGCCUUAUAUCAGUGAUACGGGUACCUUAUCUCCAGAAAAAUGCUUGUUUGGGACAAUGUUAAAUAUUGCUGCAGUUUUAUGCAUUGCAACCAUUUAUGUUCGUUAUAAGCAAGUUCAUGCUCUGAGUCCUGAAGAGAACCGUAUCAUCAAAUUAAACAAGGCUGGACUUGUAAUUGGAUUUCUGAGUUGCUUAGGACUCUCUGUUGUGGCAAACUUUCAGAAAACAACCAUUUUUGUUGUACAUAUAUGUGGAGCUGUGCUCACUUUUGGUAUGGGCUCAUUAUAUAUGUUUGUUCAGACCAUCCUUUCCUAUAAAAUGCAACCAAAAAUUCAUGGCAAACAAAUCUUCUGGAUCAGACUAUUUAUACUCAUCUGGUGUGGAGUAAGUGCACUAAGCAUGAUGAUUUCCUCAUCACUUUUGCACCAUGGCAGAUUUGACACAUAUAUAGACCAGAAACUUCAUUGGAACCCUGAGGACAAAGGUUAUGUGCUUCAUUUGAUCACUACUGCAGCAGAAUGGUCUAUGUCACUUUCCUUCUUUGGUUUUUUCCUGACUUAUAUCCGUGAUUUUCAGAAAAUUUCUUUACAGGUGGAAGUCAAUUUACAUGGAUUAACCUUGUAUGACACCGCUCCUUGCCCUACUAACAAUGAACGAACAGGACUACUUCCCAGAGAUUUAUGAUGAAUGUAUAAAAUAUUUCUAUGAUGAUUAUGUUUCUCAGGGAUUGAGGAAAUGAUCAUGAAAGUUACUUUUCUAUGAAAAUUUCAACCAGUUAAUCAAGACUGACAGUGAAAAAGAUGGAUGCUGAUCAUUAAGAGACAUGAAAUGAGCCAGUUGACAUGUUUUAAGGCAUCUUCAAGAGGACUGCAUAAAACUGCUGUACUUUUUAAUAACCCCAGGAAAUAAUACCAAAGGAAUAAAACACUGUAGGACUUUUUCUUCUUUACUUAAGAGAAACAGAAGUAGAUCAAGCAUUCUGAAAAACUCAGCCUCUCACAUUUUUUAAGUCACCGUAAAAUGUUUUGUUUCAAGCACUUUUAGCAGAGACACUUUAAGACCUCAGAUAGUCUGCAUUGCUCAGCAGCUCCUUUAAAUUAGGUUUUAAGCAAAGUUUUACAAAGUACAUUUCUUACAGCUUUUCUAACUUUUUUUUUUUUGAAUACUUAUAAAGGGAAACAGACCUGAAUUCCUGUGAACUAUUUCAUUACUUAAACUUUUGCACAAGAGUAUCUAGAAGUCUUGAUUUGACUUCUGCCACCAGGUCAAUUACUGUUUUGGUCUAUGACACAUGCUUUUAAUUGUUUCAUGAAGCUUAAUCUCUGGUAUGAUAUUUUACUAAUAAAUGAGAGAAGUAGCUACCCAUAAAUUUACUCUGAUCACGUUUUACAUAAAAACAUGUAUUAUAUAAAAGACGUUUGAAUAAUAUCAGGUAUUACUAAUAUCAAAUAAAAGACACUUAAAACUUUA
Erinaceus europaeus (western European hedgehog) is the source of this 1975-nucleotide messenger RNA. RefSeq names its product DNA damage regulated autophagy modulator 2 (gene DRAM2). The record is from RefSeq and is a predicted model, not a curated record. NCBI's taxonomy places the organism in Eukaryota, Metazoa, Chordata, Mammalia, Eulipotyphla, Erinaceidae. Gene Ontology annotation, cellular component: lysosome. The transcript has 9 exons. The coding region runs from base 389 to 1189 and encodes 266 amino acids. Gene Ontology annotation, biological process: regulation of autophagy; photoreceptor cell maintenance.